GCUCUGCUGCGCGCUUGGUUUCUCGUGGCACAGGUCAUGCUUAGCAUUUGACUUGCUUGUGCCAGUACCGGCACUGCCAUGUUGACACGGAGUGCUUUGCAUGUUCAGCGCCUUCCAUCGCUACCUGCGUCUUGUUUAUGGCGGAUUGAGCAAGCUAGGUAUCAGUGGGAGCUUAGAAGAAGCACCUGGGAGGUGAGCUCUUUGGGUCGAGUGAAGAACCUCAGAGGCAUUACACAUCACGGAACCUUGACUUGCUUCGGAUACAAGCGAGCUCGCAUCGGGGGGAAAAGUUACAUGGUGCAUCGCUUGGUGGCGAGAGCCUUCUUGGGACCUCCGCCCUUUGCUGCUUACACGCAGAUCAACCACAUUGACGGUGACCCACACAACAAUGCAGCCAACAAUCUGGAAUAUGCCACGCCAUCGCAGAACAGACAACACUGGCUGCAAACAGCUGUUGAUAGAACAAGCGGCGGGCCGACGAGGCCACUUUAUUGCCGGUCCAGUGCAGGUGCAUGGUCAUACUUUGAAUCCCUCACUGAAGCAGCGCACGCGCUGGGUUUGGCCGGAUCAAACAUUUCCAAGUGUUGUCAAGGGCGCUUGAAGCAUGUUGGUGGCUAUGAGUGUCAAUAUGCAGAGUCUGCUUUUCUCCCUGGCGAGGAAUGGCGCAUAGCCCAGUAUCCAGGCGUGAUCCAGGCUAUCUCAAAUUGGAUGGUCAGCAGUCACGGCCGAGUCAAGACAAGUCGUGGGCGAAUCACACACGGGACUCUUACCAAGGCAGGAUACUUUGCCAUGUACACGGUUAGUUUGACACGAUACGGCCUAAGCAGCAGGCCUUUGGUGCACCGCUUGGUUGCAGCCAGCUUUCUUGGGCAGCCGACUGCAGCAGACCUGCAGGUCAACCACCUGGACGGAAACCGAGGAAACAACCAUGUUUGGAAUUUGGAGUAUGCGACGCCGGCACAAAACGCUCAGCAUGCCAGCACCCUAAGAGCCGGUUGCAGAGUUCAAAGACCAAAUGCACGCAAGCCCGUGCUGGCUCGCGAAAAUGGCGGUCUUUGGAUCCACUUUGAGUCUUGCAAGGCAGCGGCUGCGUAUGCUGGGGUUCAUGCAGCUUCAGUUUCGCAAAUUUGUCAUGGAAAGUUUCGACGUACAAAGAACUGGGAGUUUAAGUUUGCAGCCAGCGACGCGCUGCCUUCUGAGGAGUGGCGCCAGGUUGUGCUGGAUUGGUCAUGCGAUCCUGAGCCAGUCCUGCAAUGAUCAAGGUUGGACAUUUUAUUCGGAGGUAUGGACAAGCAGCUCGCAUGUUUUGUUAAUGCCAUGCUACAACUGGGCUGUCAAGACGGUCUGUUGCUCCCAUCAGGGGAAACGCUGAGCGUUCAUGAUCCACUGCAGAGGAAGACUGGCGAAGAGACAGUUACUUUGCUGCUUGCGUUUGAGAAGGAUGGUCUAGGUGAAAAGAUGGCCCUACUCAUGUUCGCAGGAGCUUGGCAGCCUGCGUAGCAUGCGUUGCAGAAGUUUGCAUAUUAGACUGGAUUUUGUAUCACACUGGGUGGUUUGCUGGUGCGCCCUUGUGUAUUGCGACAGUCUCCAUGUUGGAGCACAGAGUUUCCUUGGACAUGUGGCCAUGCAUUGUACAGUGUGCUAACAUUGCAACAAGCAGCUGAGAAAGCAGGCUCCGCCCAGCUUCAAAGCAUUACAAGUGCCACCUGACACCACUUACAAGCGUUCGGUUGAGUCUGUGGGCUAAGCAAGGCAACUACUAGCAACAGAGGCGAUUUCCAGACCAUCGUCUCGUUAGAUUUGCAAAUCUCGGCACGAC
Molecule: messenger RNA, 1819 nt
Organism: Effrenium voratum
Lineage: Eukaryota; Dinophyceae; Suessiales; Symbiodiniaceae
Source: the annotation of a GenBank genome assembly